This is a messenger RNA of Cydia fagiglandana, 8719 nucleotides long. RefSeq lists its product as uncharacterized. Lineage: Eukaryota; Metazoa; Arthropoda; Insecta; Lepidoptera; Tortricidae. The record is from RefSeq and is a predicted model, not a curated record. The transcript has 5 exons. The coding region runs from base 348 to 3146 and encodes 932 amino acids.
UGUCGGGCUACGUCAAUAACGUCAAUUUUACGCAGAAGCAGAAGUGUUUAUUGGGAAAACUAAAAAAUCUUUUCCCAAAUAAUACCUAUAAUCAAAGUUAAUACACUAAUUCUGCUCGAUAGUUGGUUUCUAGUCAUAGUUAUUGUAAUCACUUAUCGGCAGUUUGCGCUAACUAGUAAAUAUUUCACGUUAUAUGUCAAGCAAGAUCGAUUGAUUUUUAUUUUAUUUUGUUUUAUAAAAGUGGCUUAUUGAUAAAAUAGCUAAUGAAAUCACUUAACGUGUGACGUCGCUCGGUUCCUCAACGAUCGGACAUGCGAUAAUGAGAAGUAGAAUUCGCUAGAUGAGUGAUGGAUGAGUGCAUAAAGAGCUCCCCUUGUAAGGAGUGUGAUGAUGUGGACGAUGGACAGCUUGGGGCGGAAGUGGAGCACCUGCGGCAGCAUUUAGCUGAGCGGGACUCCCAUAUUGUUGCCUUGGAGGCUGAGUUUGUCAAGACUACCAGCCGAGCUAAAGAUCUUGAUGAGCAACUGCAUACUUGGAGAGAGAAAUAUGAAAGAUUGAAUGAUUCCCACAAAAGGGUGCAGAAACUAAAUCAGGUUUUAGAAGACAAGUUGCUGCAAAUGGUUGACAAGAUGAAGGGUGAGAAGAGCCAGCUGACCAAAGACAUAGCCACUCUGUCGGUGAGGCUUGCCGAGUCCAAGCACAAUUUCAGCAUGCUGCAGAAGGAAAAUGAAAGAUACAAAAACGAUAUGAAUCUAGCAAUCCAACUACUGCAGUGCAAGCCUGACAACUUUGUAUCCCAAAAACUGGACAAUCUCCCUAUAGAUACACAAACCCGGGUAUCACAGUAUGUCAUGUCGAAAACAUCCAAGCCAUCCAGCGCAACGCAGUCCAGAAAUGGUAACGAACUUGACACUUUUGAUGCAAGUGAGUACGAAUUUAACAUUUCCGCAUCACUGAUGUCCAAAAUUCUCGAAGAUAGUAUUCAGGACACGGUAACAAAACACUGUGAUACAUGUAUAUGCAUGAAAUCACAGAGCAAACCCUUCUGCUAUAACGAGAGCUAUUAUUCUGUGGCAACACAAACAUUUCUGAGCGGAGAUAUGAAGAAUUCCCUGUGCUUAAAUUGCAAUUCGGAAAUUAAAUCUGUUCAUUCCAAUUUAAGCUUCAGAAGUGCUUCGCCACAUGCUAUUAAAUUGGUGAAUGAAAAAUUAGUGUGUCCAGGCGCGCCAGGGCCCUAUAUUGUACCUCAACCUAUCAUGGAACAGCUGAAAGUCGCCCCUGUUAUCAAUGAGGCGUCUAACACAAGCUAUAUUAUUAACGAAACAUCUAAAGCAGACGAUAAAGUCCAACUCUUGCCGAAUGAUGACAAAAAUAUCCCACCUAUUGAUACUAGUGAUUCAAAGCCAUUGAGAAAGAAUACCAUGAACAUGGAACCGGCGGUUCAUCAUAAGCUCUGUGAUCGCACGAGAACUUCCAUUUCUAGCAAGAAAAGUAGUGUUCACAGUAUUGGCAAUGAGGAUCUUAUGAAGGAAUUAUCAAACUCUAAAGACGUUACUAAAGAUAUCAAACCAAUUAAUGAGAAUCGCUCGCUCGAGAAUUAUAACGUGAGGAAAAACUCCUUGGGUUCAAUGGGGGCUGUUAGUAGAACUUCUUCUGUAGCUAAAUCUACAGUCAGCACUCAUAAGUCUAACACUCAAGUGGGUCCCGGCCCUCGGUUUUGUCAUUUGCGAAUGCAAGCCGGCUCCAAGAAUAUUCUCUUAGAUAAUGCACAGCCUGACGUGCCCCCCGUCUUAUACCGAAGGCAAAGUAAAUGCAAUGAAAACUCUAUAUUUAAAGAUCUGAAUGAUGGUAUGGAGAAUUUUAUGGAUAUAGAUAGAACCCCAGAUGAAAAAGAGGAUGCUAAAAAUGAUAAUGUAGUAGUAGAAAGCACGCUCAUAGACGUACACGUCGAUAACAAUGCCAAAGAAUGCAAUACCAGUGUGAAGAGUCCUGCUAUUAAUCCUGUGCUAUUGAAUGUUUCUUCAUCGCCUCUACAACCAUUGAAGACGCAUACCUUCUCCAACAGCUCGGAAAACAAUAACAAUAAAUCUCAAAGUGUUGAUAGUCAGCAAAAUGUUUCAGAAACAGAUAAUAUUCUAAAUGAGUUUAAUGCAGAUAUGAAAAAUAUGCAAAAUAAUAACAUUGACGGUAUAAACACAAAUGACAAUGGUAAUAAACUAGACGUUAUAUCGCCAACAGAGAGUCAGGACGUAAAAAUAUUUAACUUCGAUCGUUACGAGCAGAAUAAACUCUCCAAGUUACAUACCAGGCCUUUGAGAAAGAUCGAUUUGUCGCAACUUCAUUCCAUUGAAAGCACAAGAAUAUCUAAGGACUUCCGGCCGUUGGAUAGUCAUCAACAUCAAGUACCAGCGCACGAUAAAAAAACGGAACACAUUCCACCCAAGUCAGUGCUGCCCGCUGUAGUUAACGUGUAUCCAAACUUAACCCAGACUCAUUUGAAAGUGAAUGAAACUACGAAAGUGUUCACGAACGAACAAAGCACAAGUUCGCUUUCUAGCGACGAUAGUGCCGCUUUAUUACAAAAGCAGCAGUUGCUUAGAGUAGCAGAAUGGGUUGAAAAGAACUUAGAGCAGCAAAAUAAUCUAAACGAUCCUUUGGAGGAUGAUGUCGCUUAUAGUAACAGUGUGAUGAGAAGGGAUAGCAAGCUGAGCAGACUCUCGGAGACGCUAAAUGAAUUGGCACUCAAUAUGCCACACCCAGUGAGCAAAUAUUCCAAGUCAUUCACUAGAGAUGGUCUCAACAACUGGGUUCGCAACUCUGUAGCUCAUAAUGAUAAUGCUGAAAAAAAGCAUGCGCCUAAUCCAAAGGCAAAUAUCGGCAAGGAAACAAGUUUCCCAGUUGAGAGUGGUGACGCUACAGUUACAGAAAUGAAUGAUAAUUCUAAAGUCAGACGUAAGGCUAGCGAUUUCGAUGUCGGUAAAGAGUUGCGGAAUGCCUUAAAGUCUAACGACAGAGAGAUAACGGCUGAAGAAUUAGCGCGAAUGGAAUAUAAUGUCAAGAAGUUUUUACUGAGCGGCCCGCACUGGACGAACGAGACCACGGGCCGCAGCCGACGCACCAGCAGCAAAACCGAGACUGAUGUAUAAUUCCGAUGUAGAUAGUUUGAUACAUUCCAUGUUCAACUUUCUUGUGUGUUGGAUGGACAUUCCAUAUUUUGUCAUACCAUCCGGAAAUCUGUUAAAUGUUUGUGAAGGGAAACCUUAAGUCUAUUUAAUUUUAGAGACUGAAAACGGAUGAGAUGAUUUUAGACUUUGAAAUGAAAUAAGUCUUAUUGUAUUUCACUGUCAGUGGCAUAGUUUGCCGUUAUUUAGCGUAUUGAUGCAUAGAUCUGAGGAUCACCUUUGCACCUAGUAAUAUGACGUAGUACCUUUUCGUAGCUCCGUCUUUGUCAUGCUUGUUAAUGAUUGGCCUGUUCUAAUUAAAUACAUUUAUUACGGCACUUGUGCAAAUAUGACGGAAAAUGCAGCUGUAGACGAUACAAUUGCAGAACUAAGUAACAAUAUUUCUCUAUUCUAAAUAAUCCAAAUAUGUAGUUUCUGAGUUUUCAUUCGAAAAGUCGAGGAUAUUUUCGUAAUAAGCUUUGAUUUUAUAGUGUGGAUAGAGAAAUGGUUGUGUAUCUAUCAGAUCAGAAUCAAAUGGCAGUUAUUCGACUAAGAAUGUACUUUUAGGUACCUUUACACGAUUUUAUGGCCUAGAGGCAUUUUUCAUAAGCACAAACUCGGCGUGGUUACGCAUUUUUUUGUAAUUUUUUUUGGGAUUAGAAUGAGAUUAGUUCCAUAUUGCAAAUGAUUAUAAUGUCACCGAAAUUACAAAAGUACCUAUACCAAAUUUCAGCUCCUUUGCAGUAUUUGGACGUGCCUCAUUUAUAAGCAUUACUAUUCGGUAAUUCGGCCAAGGAUAAUAAUACCAUUACCAGAUAUUCAGAAUACCACCACCAUAGAUUCAGAUAUAGUAAACUUGUAUCUACGAUAAAUACGUACCCUGUACGCUAAGUAUUCAUGCCAAGUGCGACGUAAAGUAUGGCGCUUCUAUGCGAUAUGUAAGCAUUGUCACUGAAAAGUCAGGGCAAACUUAUGCUGGUUUUACACGGGGGCAGUAGAGUGUACAGAACUAUAUUAAAACAAUAUGAACGCGCUGACCGAGGCAGAGAAGUACUGUCAGGACAGCAAUGAAGGCAGGACAGUCAAUAGCCAGCAAGUCCAUUUGUUCUGCCAUGUGAAAUUGGCAUUAGCGUGGUCAGAGUCCAAAUUAAAUAGGUACCUUAAAGUACGGAUUACAGUUAAUCUGCUGGUUAUCGUAAACUAAGAUAAUUGGGUGUUAGUCAUGCAAUAUCGAUAUUUUAUAAUAAAUCAAGGCUGCCGUUGACUAAAUUUAGCUUAGGAUAGAAUCACAAAGUCAGAUUUAUAUUAUUGUGCUUGAAUUAUGUGAUAUAUAUGCAAAUAAAUUUAUGGCGUACAAAUGUAGACACAAAAUUAUCUGUAAUCUUGUAUCGAUGUAUUUGUUUUCAGCAGUGACAAGUAAUUAAAUAUAGACUGUCCAAGUCGCGUGACCAUCAAUAAUCAUUGUUGUGUAAGAUGUCACGUAGAGAUACCUUUAUUCUAGAAUGACAACGUAACGCUAUGUAGUAAAUUGUGAUGCGUUUUUAUUCUUAACCUGUAAGUGGCGCCACCUACAACACAUAUAAGGUAGACUUAGUAUGGAUUUGGAUUAUAUAUUUUAUUUACUUGUCUCAGCUUCAACAGUAAAUUAGUCUUCGCUUAUUGGAACAAAUAUCAAAUUAACUAUCUUAGUUGCUGUAGGCGUAAUCUUUGUGCACAUUUAUUGAUAUUAAUACUAGUAAUAUAGGGCACCGCAUUAUUUCUUCCAAAGAGACAGUAGUUUGUGAACGUCGUAUAAGAGUUCCUAUUGUUAAUUCGAUAUUUGCUCCAGUAUUUAGUCUCAAGGAUAUCUAUAUCAACAGUCCAAACCAAUGCCGUCGAUCGAUAAUAAAAAAAAGCAUAUAAAAAUGUAGCUCUCCACUUACACAGUGUAUCAUGCCUCUGCCUACACAUGUACAAGUAUUGUAAUGAAAUUGUAUGUUAAAAUAUAAAAUGGGUAUCUUUUGUGCAUAUUUUCCUAAUUGUAUUAUUGGAAAUAUAUUUUUGAAAACUUAGUUACGGCUGUAUAAUGUAGCUAGAAUAUGAUGAAUUAUCAGUAGAAGCAAAUCGCCAACUGUGUGUUGUCUUAUAACAUAUUGAGCACAACUUAGGGUCCUUUGAUAUUAGAUGAGGUCAGAAAAUAAUAAGCACUGUCAAUCUGCAUACCCCAUGUAUUGUAAUGAUGUUACUUGUUAAGGCCUCAUUUCCACAUAGGUAUAUAACAAAUGCUUACAUAAAUGCUAUUCUAGGAUGUAAGCACCCCUAAAUGGUUAUACGUAUUAAAUAUGUUAGACUCAAGUCUGGCAAAGCUAUAUGCGGUGGCGCCAUCUGUAACAUUGGAGAAAAAUGCUAUGGAGAUUGAUAGUCUUUAUUUUACGUGUCUCUGAUAUUAGGUAGAAAUGCCAAUCUAAGUGUUUAGGUAUUUAUUUCGUACAAUACCUACCAUUCCCAAAGCAUUUGUCUAAGUACUUUUAACAGUUAAUUAUACUACUUUAUAUUUUUACUUCAGGGAGUCUAGAAGAUUCGCCCAGAGUCAGACUUGAUUCCAAUUUUUUUUUGUGAAUUGAGUAGGUCUACUUUUUUUCACACUUGCUCGUCAAGGAUGGUAUUUCACGCUGGUUUAGCGGGAGUUAUAGCAAAAAUAAUAAUGCCAUGGGAAGCACUUAAUGGAUUGUUUUACUCUAUUUUAAAGGCACAUACUUAAUGAAAUUUUAUUUUUACAUAGGCCCCCAAAACCGAGACAAGUGGCUUAUCUUCUAGUUGAUGAUAUCAUUGCCAUCUGACCCUGGGCAAUUAUCCCGGACUCCACUUAUUUGUGUUUAUAUGACAUUGAGUGAUCUUUUUUAAUUGUAGGUAUAUUUUUGACUAUUUGUGUAAAUAUUCAUUUGGUCUCAUUUGGAUGAUUAAUAUGUUUAUAUUUGUUGUUUUUGUUUAUUUUGUUAUAAACACAUUUAUUUUUAUAUACCUACCUACCUAGUUUAUAUCUUACCAAGAAAUUGGGUUCUGUAUUGAAAGUUUUUCGAAAUGUAGUCAAAAUUGAUGAAUUUCAAGCGAUUCGAGCAAUAUUUGAUUAACUUUGUGUCUUAUUUACAGUAUAAAUUAGAUUAUGGGGCCUUAUUAAAGAAACUGGAGUAAAAUUGUUUCUUCCAAUAAAUAACUUCUAAACAGUUUCUUUGGAGUAUAAAAUGACUUUGUUAUUUUUACACUGAUUUUGUUAUUUGUGACGUUGUCAAUGAAAAGGGACCUUAUUAUCGAUGGCGCUCACGCCAUUAUUAACGAUGCUCCGUUAUAAAUACAAUGCCGCGUGACGCUGCGCGGCGUGAGCGCCAUCGACAAUAAGGCCCCUUUUCAUAGAUAAUGCCCCAUUUAAGAACUCAAUUAUUUCUUAGAUGACCGACUAGUGACUUUACUGUCUAAUUAAAGUAAUAAAUUGUACUUAACAUCAGUAGGCUUAACACUAGUGAGCCGCGACAGUAUCUCACGAUCGCGAUGGAUAGCCUAGGUACGGUUCUUUUAAUUUAUAAAUCACAUAUAUUUUUUUUAUAUAGGUAAUAUACCGGGUGUGGCCUGUAACACGAGCAAAUGUGACGUCCCACGGGCAAAGGUACCUUAUGGCGGGUAUGGAGUUAUGCAUACCCCAGUAAUCUACAAUAAAUAAGCUACCGAUAACACAAAAGAUCAACCUUCUAAGUUGCGUAGUUACAGAGAUAUGAUUUUUUGAAAAUAAUGUUGUGAAAUGAGCAACUUUACGAUAGAGAAGUUUUAAGUUUAGCCGCCUAAAAAACUAUGUUCCUGAAGUAAGUUACAUAGUUGACUACAAUUAAUAAUACCUUAUAUAUCUGAGAUUAAAAAAAUGUUGCGACUUGUUCUGUAAUGCAAAUAGAAACCUUUGAUAUCGACUGAUUUAUGUGUAUACUAACCAAUCUCUUGAAAAUAAAGUUUUAUUUCAUUUUCACCAUUGAUUGCAAUGAGAUUUCAAGAUUUAAAUUGUAUCUAUUAGAAAACGACACUGAGAGACUGUUUAAGCAAAAAGCAAUACCGAUUUAGAGCUGAAAAUGUAUUUUCUGACUUUUUCAUAUAAAAUCAGAAAAUUGAAUAUUUUUACUUUUAAUGUAACACACAAUCAAUUUUUCUGAGCACAUAUGAAAGAAAUUCUGUCAUUCAAAUGAAAUAAAUCCUAAAACCCCAACUAAAUACUAUAUUUAACCCCUUAUGCCACUUUAAACUUACAUAACAAUUACAGUAUUUGCUCCAUACAUUUACGAAAAGGUACCUUAUGGAAAUAAAUCUAAUAAUACAUCACUACAAAACAUCAAUCACAUUGAAGUUUAUCUUUUAUGAAUAGAAAAUAUUAAUUUACAUUAAACUGCCACAAAUUUAAUUAGUUCUUCGUCAUAAUAAUCUUAAAAAAGACCAAUAAUUUGUAUGUAAUGAAAAGGUACCUUGUGGUUAAGUUACAUGAUGAGGCAUGAUGAUGAUGGAACAGUUAGAUAAACUAAUAAUAUUUUGGGGUAAAGAUGGUAUAAAUAGUCUAAUUUCUUAUCAAUAAUAUAUUUUGGUUGCCAUUGAAGACAAGCGGCAUUGAGGUUCAAUGACCUCAGAUAUUCCAUAAGGUAAUGCGUCGGGUAUUGGCAUUUUUCAGCAACCCAAUGGCUGAUUUAUUACAUGCGACCAAACCAAAUGAAGAUUAUACUAGUUAAGAAAGACUUGACGAGAGUAACUUUGGUAUAAUAGCAGGCUACUUGGAUUUGUAAUGUCGGUCGAUGUACGGUUAUAAUAUUUGCUAGGCGCCCCAACCAGAACUGAAAUUAUCAAAUUAGUUUUGCAGAAUGCUAAUACAGUUCUCUACCAAACUUCUUUUCCCGUAUUGACUAGUUUUUUUGGGAAUUUUCAAUCUUUUUUCCAUAAGGUACCUUUUCGACUAAACUCUGAGACGACAUUACUAGGCUUAUAACUAACUUAUAACAAAAAUAAAAACAGGUAAACAAACGUUACGCAUUAAGGUUUCAGAUCACACAAUAAAAAAAAAUUGAGCAUUUUUUCACCUCUUUACAAAACAUUUCAUAUCUCCGAAACUAGAAACCCUCAUAAGGUACCUUUUCCCGUGGAACGUCACAAAUAAUUAAAACAUAGAUUGUACUCCUCAAACGAUGACACUUUUGUGCAACAACUUUUAAAAAUUAUGAAGUAUUUAGAGUCUCUAUUUGUCACGCCUUAAACAUAACAAAAUUCGCAAUACAUUGCGUCUUAGAAUAAACUUUAAAGUUUAAAAAUCAAACCAAAAGUUAUUUUUAAAAGUUACUGAACAAAAAGUACGCCCUACAGUAAAAAUUUUUGCUCGUAUUACAGGCCACACCCGGUAUAUUUAUUUAAAUAAGGUCACGACAAAAAUAAUGUCUCUUUGUAAUAAGGCCCCUCCAAGUAUUUGCGAAAAGCCAAAGCUCGACUAGGCGAUAGCUUGUGCGUAAAUUGUACCUAAUAAGUAAGUGUGUUUAUUUAUUAUUAAAUACAAUUACAGAUAA